GGAUCACAGGUCAUGGGCUUUCAGACUUUUAUAAGUUUGGUCCAUUUGCAUAUUGGGGGUCAAUCUUCCAAUUACCUCUUCAGGUAAUGAACUAAUUUACUCCAAGUUUGCUCCCCCCAAAAGUCACUUUUGUUUGCACUUCUCAGGCCUGAGGCAGGGAGGUGUCCUUGAUUCCCAGGCCUGGAGAGGAAUUAUUGGGAAAAGCAGCAGCUCACACUGUGUGUGGAGUUUAGAGCCACACACCGAAGAACUGCAGGAUUACAGAGGUAUGAAAAAUAGAAAAGCUGAAAUCCUGAGGCAUCGCAACAACCUGGCCUUGGACACUUCCAGGGAUGGGGCAACCACAACAACCUGUGCCCCAACCCGGCCCUGCCCAGCCUCGCCCAGCGGUGCCACGGCCUUGUCACGGAGCCUGGCACCUCCUCUGCCAAAUCACCAGCCCUGUGAAUUUUGGCUGCACUCCCCACGCUGAUUCUGAACCUCCACCAGCCAUCUCCACCCCUCGGGGCUCCCAAAAUGAGCCGGUGGCCGAGAUCCAGCCCGGUCCCCGUGGAUGUGGGGGGUUUUUGGGGAUGCUGUGUCCCUUCUCAUCCCCACAGGAAAUGACAGGAAAAUCUUACAGCACGCUGAGAAAUCCACGGAAACACAAGCAGGACGCUGUGCCUCGCGUCAGGCUCUGCUAAAUUUUUCCCCUGACUCCCGCCCGGGUGGAAUUGCUGCAGCCGGAGCCGGUCUGGAAUGGCUUGGAGGAGCCUCGUCAGGUGUUCAGGGCUUGUGGAAACUAGGACAUCCUGACUUGCCGCUGGCUAACUCCUUUGUGAGAGCCCAGCCAAAGUUUCUCCACCUCUAAAUUGGGGUGUAAUGACACUUCCCCCUCUUUCAUGAUGCUUCAACUCUUUCUGAUCUCGGCAGGGAAAUAAAUCACCGCGCGGGAUCAUAAAAGUCAUCAAACGGCAACCUGGGGUGAACCGAGCCGCGGAGGGAGGGAAGGGCGCGGGCGCUCGGAAAAUGAGAGUUUUCCCAGCCCAGGCUCCGUUCGCUGGCGUCCUCCGGAGCAGGGCGGGACGGCGGCGGCCGGCGCGGGGCUGGAGCGGGCGGCCGAGCCCGGAGCGGCGGAGCGCGGGGCCCGGAGCGCCGGGAAAGGGCAGCUGAUGUCCCUGCCGAGCCCUGCAUGGCCCCAGCGGGACCAGCCCUCCCCCUGCAGUGCCACCACCGCUCUGCCCCCGGCCUCGUCCGACAGCGACUCCGGCUGUGCCCUGGAAGAGUACCUGGAGCCCUCCGCCGAGCCCGCGCCCCCCGAGGUCCUGCCGUGCUUGGCGCCGCAGCCGGGCUCUCCCUCGGACCGGAGCCGGCUCCGCGCCAGGGCCCUGCUGCAGCAGCUGCCGCCUCAGGACUGCGAUGAGCGGUUCUGCCCCGACCUCGCCGAGGAGGAGCGGCGGCAGCUCCGAGCCUUCAGCGCCCGCCGCAGGCAGGAGGCUCUGGGACAGGGCCUGGCGUGUCCCGUGCCGGGUCCGUGCCACGGCUGUCCCUGCAGGAAGUGCGGCCGGAGGCUGAACAAAGGGGACCCGGGGAUUGCGGCGUCUCGCCUGGGGGACCAAUUCUGGCACCCGUCCUGCUUCUCCUGCCACUUCUGCCACCAGCAGCUGGUGGAUCUCAUCUACUUCCAGCAGGAUGGGAGGAUCUACUGCGGCCGGCACCACGCCGAGCUCUUCCGACCCCGCUGUGCCUCCUGCGACCAGCUGAUCUUCAUGGAGGAGUGCAUCGAGGCCGAGGGCCGGCGCUGGCACCUGGAGCAUUUCUGCUGCCUGGAGUGCGACGAGCCCCUGCGAGGGCAGCGCUACGUGAUGAGGAGCGGCCGGCCCUGCUGCCGGGGCUGCUUCGAGAGCCUCUUUGCCGAGCCGUGCCAGGCGUGCGGGGACCCCAUCGGAGCUGACGGAGAGGAGGUCACACACCAGGGGCUGCACUGGCACGCCCGGGCCGCCUGCUUCUGCUGCAGCCUGUGCCGCACGCCGCUGCGGGGCCGGGCGCUCACCUGCCGCCGCGGCCGCCUCUUCUGCUCCGACACCUGCAGCCGCGGCCAGGACGCCCCUUCCAGCGCCUCCGACUCCUCCGACUCGGCUUUCGCCUCAGCGCCGUCCCCCGACGCCACGCCGCUGGCCCGAGCCGGCAGGGGCCGCGGGGAAGGGGCUGAGGCGUUUUCGGAUGCGGCCCCAGUGCACCCCGCGUUCAGGAGCCCCCAGGAUCUCGGGGGGGCCGCACGGCAGAGGAGCAGCGAUGCUGCCAAGGAGCACCCAGGGGUGCCGGGACCCCCAGGCGGGCACCCCCCGGCCCCCCAGCCCAGCCCAGAGCGGCCUGACGAGCCUGGAGCCUUGGGUCACCCGCUUUUGGGGGGCCCUGACCCCCAAACGGCAGCAGGCAAUGGAAACCCACGCGUCCAAGCGGGCACCUCCCCUCCCCGGAACGGCCCCCGGGCAGAGCACGGCACAGAGGAGGAGGAGGAGGACUCCUGGUGUCCCACCUGCUCCUCAUCUUCGGACUCAGACUCGGAGGAGGAGGGUUUCUUUUUCGGGAAGCCCAUCCCCAAGCCCGGGAUGAACUCCCUGGGCAGGGAGCCCGCAGGCAGGGGCAGGGGCAGGACGGCCAAGCACUGCAGCGUGUCCUAACAGCGGGGACCCUGAGUGGCACUGCCAGGUCCUGCCAGGUCCUGCCAGGGCCUCAACACGUUCCGAGCGCGUCCUGGACGCGGCCCAAGGCCGGUGGGAGAAGCUGCUGGGAUGGUUCCCCCGGGGGCUGCUGGCAGAGCAGAGCCUGCCGUUCCUGCCAGCCCCUCCCGCAAUUAGGAACAGGUAAAGCAGGAAGGGAGCGGGGCCGGCGGCACCUCCCACAGGGCGGCAGCUCCGGACAAGGGCACUGCCCGCAUCACCCCACGGCUGGGGAUCCUUCCCUGGACCCCUCCGUGCCCCACUGCCACCUCCUCUCCACCCCUGGUGGCACCUGGUGCCGCUGCCACCGCGGGGAGGGGACCUGGGGCGCAGCUCUGCUGCUGCCACUGACGAAGCUCCAAUAAAGUUCAGCUGAAAUCUGAA
Molecule: messenger RNA, 3086 nt
Organism: Prinia subflava (tawny-flanked prinia)
Lineage: Eukaryota; Metazoa; Chordata; Aves; Passeriformes; Cisticolidae
Gene: PRICKLE4
Product: prickle planar cell polarity protein 4
Exons: 9
Coding region: 1152-2663 (503 amino acids)
Molecular function (GO): zinc ion binding
Source: RefSeq, a predicted model, not a curated record